This is a messenger RNA of Dictyostelium purpureum, 690 nucleotides long. RefSeq lists its product as uncharacterized. The record is from RefSeq and is a predicted model, not a curated record. NCBI's taxonomy places the organism in Eukaryota, Evosea, Eumycetozoa, Dictyosteliales, Dictyosteliaceae. The transcript has a single exon. The annotation marks the transcript as partial.
CAUCCACCAAUCUCGGUACGUUCUAAUGUUGUAUUCUUUGAACCAUAUUACGCUGGUGAACCAGGUAGACACAAGGCAUGUUGGAAUUUAUUAGAACCAAUGCACAGAAACUACUACCAACCAAUUCAAUUCAAACUCCCAUCAUACCCAGAUACAUCACUCCCAAUCACCCAAAUCGACGAAAAAAGUGGUAUAUUCGAUAACGAACGUUUCCUUGCAUAUAAUAAUCCACAAGCUAUGAGUAAAUAUGAAUCAUAUCGUAUUUAUAUUCAUCCUUCAUUAGGUUACAGUGGUAAUGCUAAGAGAUUCAAACAACAACCAGAUGUAAAUGAAAAGGCUCUUAUUCUUGAUGGUAAUGUUUACGAUGGCCAUUUAAAUCCAAUUUACAACUGUAAAAUCUGUACUGAAUAUUAUCAAACUAAAUCUUAUUUCUCAGCCAAUCCACACGCUAAAGGUAAAGUCCUUUUGGUUAAAAAUAAUAUUUUAACACGUGUCAAAGAUGGUGGUUUUACUCUUUCUUUAAAACCAAUGUGCUGCUCUGGUCACAACUCUCAUAUUCCACUUUAUUUCCAUUUCACUUUAACUAACCCACUCACCAACGAAGUUGUUCUUCAAUCAUUAAUCAAUGUAAAUGUAAAACAAUGGAAGAAAUCAGUACCAAAUAAAUCAAAAAAGCAAAGAUUUGAAUAA